AUGAAUCCAUCCACUUGCAAUGUACUUGUAUACGGAGGUGGUGCCGUUGGAGCAAUAUUUGGAUGGAGGAUCGCACAGCAAAGCCAUGCUCGAGUGUCGGUGGUCUGUCGCAGCAAUUGGAAUAGUGUCUCCAGCAACGGCUAUUACCUACGCACAUCGACAUGGGGAAAUGGACGAUUCAUGCCGCGUCAAGUCAUCCAAGCAGGCGCCAUAGCCAAGCUUACAAACAAGCAUCGAUUCGAUUACAUCGUCUGUGCCAACAAAGUCACCGAUGGUUAUGCUUCAGCCCUCCAGGACUUGCGAUUGCUUGUGCGGCCAGACACAACUCUGGUCGCUGCGCAAAAUGGUAUGGACGUCGAAGUUCCCUUGAGGAGAGCCUUCCCAGACAAUACCGUCCUCAGCGCCAUUUGCAACGUGGGUUGUGCGCAAAUCCGUCCUGGAUAUAUCGAACAGACUGCAGCUAUCAAGCGCCCUGCUUUCCUGAUUGGCGUGCACAGCCCGAGUAGCAGAGGCCACAGAGUCGAUACUUCCCGACGAGAUGCAUUGGCCGCGAUGGAUCCCGAGUUUACAACCACACAAUGUAUUACUGGCGAAAGGUGGCGAAAAUUGAUCUUCAAUUCAGCCUGGAAUGGCACAUGCGCGCUCACCGGUCUCGACACGCGCCAACUUCUGGAAUACCCCGGUGCUGCAGAAGUGGUCAUACAGCUUGCCGAUGAGGCCUACAGAGUCGGAGUGGCAAGCGGUGUCGACCUCGACCCCAGGCUACCAAUGAAGACGAUUGAGCUCGCGCAAGAUAGCGCGCCGAUCACACCCUCAACGCUCCAGGAUGCUCGAGCCAGGCGUCCGAUGGAAUUAUCGCCAAUAUUUGGAAUCUCGGCAGAAGUGAGGUGA
This is a messenger RNA of Pseudocercospora fijiensis CIRAD86, 891 nucleotides long. RefSeq lists its product as uncharacterized. The record is from RefSeq and is a predicted model, not a curated record. Gene Ontology annotation, cellular component: cytoplasm. The coding region runs from base 1 to 891 and encodes 296 amino acids. Gene Ontology annotation, molecular function: oxidoreductase activity. The transcript has 3 exons. NCBI's taxonomy places the organism in Eukaryota, Fungi, Ascomycota, Dothideomycetes, Mycosphaerellales, Mycosphaerellaceae.